GAGAGAGCUGGGAAUGCUUGUGGUGCCUUACCGGAUGAACAGAACCCACUGGACUCCUGCGCAGGAGGCCAUCCUGCAACAGGUCCAAAUUGCAGUAGCAGGAUUCCUUCGGGAUGUAUAGCUAGCAAGCCACGUGGCAUGGAAGCCACUGAUACAAGAAGUGCAAGAUUCCAAGAAUCAGAUGUUGGCUCAAAGCAGCAGGAUUGUCCAUUGACACAACAGGGCAUGCUGUCAACUACCUGUGAUAAAAUCAUCAACCAGAUUCCAUCGACAAUUAAGAAUGAAGGUUCUUGUGUUAAACCAGGACAGCAGCACCAUGAUAGGAGCAAGACAGGUGUCUCAAGUGUUUAUUCGGGAGUUCUUUCGAGGCGAGAUGGUCGUGAAAUGAGCUCCCUGGAGAGAAGAUAUUUUUAUGGUUCAGAGGAUUGUUCCGAUGAUCAGGAGAUGAUAGGUAGUUUAAAUGCAAGCCGACAUAAACUUGAUGUAAACUCAAGUAAUCUAGGGUAUGAAAUGGUGCCAGCUAGUCAAAGAGUGAGAUUAGGUAGUAAAACUGCUGAAAGUGGGACCAUGAUUCAUGAAUCAGGGGUUGCUAUUCGCUGUCAGGAAGACCUGCCACUGCAAGGAAACAAGGAGACUGAUGCCUUUGAAGGAACAUCUGCAGGAGCAUCAAUCGAUGAAGAAGCGCAAGUUGUCCAGGAGCAGGAGGGAAAGAUUGAUGACAAACCCUCGCAAUGCAAGAUAUGCCAUAAAUUUUUCUUACAUGUCAAAGUCCACAUGAGGGUCCAUACUUCCGACCGUCCAUUCAAAUGCAGUUUCUGCGACAAGGGCUUCAUCGAAAAGCGCCACCUGGACAAUCACAUGCGCAGCCACACGGGUGAGAAGCCGUUCAAAUGCCCCGUCUGCGCAAAAGCGUUCAGCCGCGAGACGCACCUCACCUAUCAUCUGCGGACCCAUACUGGGAUCAAGCCAUUUUCCUGCGAGACUUGCGGAAGGAGCUUCGGCCGUAAAGGCGACCUGACAGUUCACAUGCGGAUCCAUACAGGUGAACGCCCUUUCCCUUGCAAGCUGUGCAAUAAGACCUUCGGGACACAGAGCAACCUCACCCUUCACAUGCGCAGCCACACAGGGGAGCGACCUUAUGAGUGCACCGCUUGCCCCAAGACCUUCAAAUCCAAAAGCGAUCUCAUCAAGCACGUCCGCGUGCAUACAGGGGAGAAACCAUUCAAAUGCAAGGUGUGUGACAGGUAUUUCCGCGCGACCUCUGACCUCAAGCGGCAUAUGCGUGGCCACACCAACGAGAAACCAUACAAAUGUGACGUGUGUCUUAAGGAAUUCAGCUCGGAUUGCUAUCUCCCUAAACAUGCCUGUACCGGUGCUCCAAAGAUUAAGAAUGUCACUACUGAUCAAACUGAACCAAAAAGUUGAACAUUCAGUAUUAACUUUGCUUUAUCUACAAAUAGAUUCUCAUAUUUCGUGUAUCAUCAUGUAGUCUUCACCAGGCGAGUGCUUCAUAAAGCUGUUAAAAAAUUUUGAUUGACCUUAUGCAUGACUCGUGACCCUUAUCCCCUAUGUAGCUGACUUAGUCUUCUAAAGAAGAUGUUCUAGGUGUGCUAGAAGUCAUGCCUGAAAUUGUGUGUAACCUUAUUCAACUGCUUUAUGAAACCCACUAAUUCAUUCAUCUAAUCUGGUUCAAGAUUAUGCAGAUUACACAAAACUUGAUGAUGCUUCGGAGAAUUAAUUUGUAAAAUUAAAUGCACUGGUCAUUGCGUGCACUCAGUUAUAUGAAUCAGCUCUGUAAUAUCCAUUGAAUUGUAUAACUGGACUUGGAUAUCAACAGAUAGUGAUAUCCGGCUAAGUGGAUGGUGGAUAAAUUGGGCAAUGCUUUACUUUGAAUUUGCAUUAAACAAAGUACAUGUAGCAGAUGGGCUUAUAUGACCUUGUAUUCAUAGCAAAUGGAUUUAGUGGAGUAGUUAGUGACCAAAUGAUUAUGGACAGCACAUGGUAAUGAUUCUGAAAGCACCAACUGACUAAGCCCAAAGCUGAGAUGAAAACGAAAGGUUCAAAUUGUAAAACUGGACAGAAACAUAGGUGGACAUUAUUCAAUGUGAUAUUACUGAAUGUAAGCUUCAGUCUAUUCUAUAUUUUGUUGAACUAUGUGCUGAUUUUUGUAUGAGGAAAUUAUUUUUAUUGAUAUCUUGCCCUGAAAGUCAUUUAUCUGUAAUUUACAGUGCAAUAUAUUGACUAUUAUUUACUUGUUAUCUGUAUGGUACAUGUAUGCCAAGUUGCCAGAAGUCUUGUUUUCAAAAUAAUUCAGGAUUCAAAACUUUAAAAAUAUUGAGAAUUAUGGUGUGUUGCAAGAAACUUUGACAAUCAAUUACAAAUCAAGCAACCAAUAACUACUGUUGAUAAAUCACGUCCCGAGUAGCAUUUCCUUCAAUGUAAACUGGAUUCCAAAGGAAACUUAUCAAACUUUACACGUGCACUACACAAAUUCCAAUCAGUCAAAAUGAACAAAAUAUUGACACAGGCUAGCAUCAAUAAUCUUUAUUAAGCACAUGUCAUUAAUUAAAAGAUUGAUUUAAUCUAAAAAGAGGCUGUAGUCCCUGAAAUCAAUUGGUUCCGGAAUCCAAAGUCACAAAAUAGCAAAAUAAGAAAAAACAAUGAGAUGUGAUGAGGAGGUCUCCCCC
Lytechinus variegatus (green sea urchin) is the source of this 2687-nucleotide messenger RNA. RefSeq names its product zinc finger protein 888-like. Gene Ontology annotation, biological process: regulation of DNA-templated transcription. The record is from RefSeq and is a predicted model, not a curated record. The coding region runs from base 139 to 1425 and encodes 428 amino acids. The transcript has a single exon. Lineage: Eukaryota; Metazoa; Echinodermata; Echinoidea; Temnopleuroida; Toxopneustidae. Gene Ontology annotation, molecular function: DNA-binding transcription factor activity, RNA polymerase II-specific; RNA polymerase II cis-regulatory region sequence-specific DNA binding.